This is a messenger RNA of Medioppia subpectinata, 2418 nucleotides long. The record is from the annotation of a GenBank genome assembly. NCBI's taxonomy places the organism in Eukaryota, Metazoa, Arthropoda, Arachnida, Sarcoptiformes, Oppiidae.
AUGUCAGUUCAUAUGAAUUGGAGUUAUGUUUGCCAUCAGAUGAGCCAAUCAUUGCUAACCAAUGAUCACUUCGUCCAACACUUCCACACAUUGUCCACCAAUGAAGACAAAGUGUCGCACUGUCUCUCACAGCCACACGUCGGCAAACAAUUGGAUCAGUUCUUGAGCGUCACUUCGGCCGCAAAACAUCGCAAGUAUUGGGAAAAAGCCAAAGAGUUUCGCAUUGAAGGCAAUCACUCUUUCAGAGGGAAGCGCUUCCAGGAGGCCAUCGACGAGUACACUCAGGCCAUAAUCACGGCAUCGCUUCCCAACUCGAGUGACACCGCGGAAGCAAAUGGAGAGUUAUCUCUUGGAUUCGCGAACCGAUCGGCGGUUUUCUUUCAGUUGAAGCAAUACGACAACUGUUUGUCUGAUAUUAACAAUGCAUUCAAAUACGACUACCCAUUGAAUGCCACGAAACUGUUGCUCAGAAAAACCAAUUGUUUGGUAGCGAAGGCCCGCUUCGGUGACGCCAAGACUGUCCUCCAGAGCGUGGAAUUGAGCGGCGAUUUGAAUGACAAACAACUGGAGACUCAGAUCAACAAAUUGUUGGAAACAAUUGACUCAAAAGGAGCUAAAAAUCGGACCAAUUGUGUGAAUACAUCUAAACCGAAGACUGAUCUCAAGUUUGUGAGCAAUGAAUUGAUGCCAAACGCGAGUCAAUCGCUUCGGUUAUGUGAGUCUCCGACAAAAGGCCGACAUAUUGUGACCAAAGAUGACAUCAAUAUCUCUGAUGUGUUAUUUAUGGAGAAACCGUUUUCAUCGGUUCUUUUGCCGCAAUAUUACAAAACACAUUGUCAUCAAUGCUAUGGAAAACUGGUGGACAGACCAGUGAUGCCUUGCCUUAAGUGCACUCAAGUUAGGUAUUCGUCGCUACUCACGGCCAGACUACCGACCCUACUCACGCGAGUGAACCGGAAGUCUUGGGAUAACCAGACACCUCAGCUCAAUGCCAUCCAAGUGGCCAACAAUUACUCUCUUUCCCAGUCGUCGUCCACUCCUUAUAAAAGUGAUUAUCAGUCGGUAUACGCUUUGGUCGACCACUCGAACGACUUUGCAAUGGAGGACAGUAUCAGCUAUUCAUUGGUCGCAUCGCUUCUUCUGCUUUUGACACAAAAGUUGCGAUUAAUUCCUAAAGAAUCGCAAAGUUUUGAGUUAUUGGGAGGAAUAUUAUUGAAACAUAUUCUUCAACUCAUAACAAAUGGUCAUUCAAUCGCUUCAUUUGAGAUGACUUCCGAUUUUAGUUUUGAAGACAAACGAAUCGCAACCGCUAUUUAUCCGACCGUUAGUCUAAUGAAUCACUCGUGCGAUCCAAAUGUGAUUCCCCUCUACGACAAGAAGAUGCUUAUAGUGAGAGCCGCCAAACCUAUAGCCAAAGGACAGCAAGUAAUGAACUGUUACGGCCCUCACUGUAAACGUAUGACCACUAAAGACCGUCAAACGGCUCUUUUGGAGCAAUACUUCUUCAAAUGCGAUUGCAGUCCGUGUUUGAGUCAAACUGAAGACACGAGUUCUGCUUUAAUGUGUAGUCAAUGCAAAGAAGCCAUUGUUGUUGACGAAGCAAAAGAUACUGUCGUUUGUAUUAAUUGCAAGAAAAGUGAUUUUGAUAUCAAAUCGAUGCUUAAAGAAGUGGAAAAAGGACUUAAACUGUUGAGCGAUGGCUCCAAACUGUGUGACAACGAGAAGUACACAGAAUCAGAGGCCGUACUCUUGGAUGCGCUCAACACUCUCGAGAAAGUGCUUUACGCCAAGAAUCGAGAGUUGGGACGAGUAAAGGAUGAAUUGAGUCGUUGUUACGCCCGACAACACGAGUGGUCAAAAGCGCUUGACUUCGGGCGACAGAGCGUUGACAUUGUUGUGGAAGUGUUCGGCGACUCGAGUGUUGAGAUGUGCAACGAAUUGAUCAAAUUAAGUGAUUUGGAGUUCGAGUUCUUCAACGCUAACCUCUCCGUCGAAGAGAGUAUCAAAGGCGCCACCGAUUGUCUUCGCACGACUUCCAACGCUAUUAAAUUGUUGACCAAUUAUUCGGUUCCCGACGACUACGACAGUCCGCAGGCCAUCGAAAUCGGACGACUCGAAGAGAGGCUCUUAUACUGCGAUAUGGUUUAUCGCCAGAAGUGUGUCAAUUGGUGCCAAUUGGUGGCCAACAGAAGACAUUUCGCCGACGAUAGCGAUAAAGAUAAUGAUAAAAGUGUGACCAUUAAAGAGGAUAACGUUGUCGACAACGCGUCCCAUAAGAGAGAUUCAACCGGAGAUGACGGCCGGCGAAAGAGUGACGACAAAGUGGUUGUCGCCAAACAUAAUCUCAAUGAAUUGAUCCAAACGCUGAAGUCGAAGGAUAUCUUUGGCAAACCGGACGAUAAGUUGCGCGAAGUGUUG